Molecule: messenger RNA, 1438 nt
Organism: Apodemus sylvaticus (European woodmouse)
Lineage: Eukaryota; Metazoa; Chordata; Mammalia; Rodentia; Muridae
Product: zinc finger protein 120-like
Exons: 4
Coding region: 73-1302 (409 amino acids)
Biological process (GO): regulation of transcription by RNA polymerase II
Cellular component (GO): nucleus
Molecular function (GO): RNA polymerase II transcription regulatory region sequence-specific DNA binding; DNA-binding transcription factor activity, RNA polymerase II-specific
Source: RefSeq, a predicted model, not a curated record
UCCCGUGUGUUCUGUUCUGAAUGUGUCUUCUGGGUGCUGAGAGGGAGCUUAGACAAGCUCAAAACUUCAGACAUGCUAAGUGCAGGGUCAUCUCUUAUAAAGGGGAGGAACAAGAAGCUCAAAACUGCAGACAUGGGUAUACUCACCUAUGAAGAUGUGCAUGUGAACUUCACACAGGAAGAGUGGGCUUUGCUGGAUCCUUCCCAGAAGAGUCUGUACAAAGAUGUGAUGGUAGAGACCUAUGGGAAUCUUACUGCUAUAGGCUACGUUUGGGAAGAUGAUAAUAUUGAAGAAUUCUUUCAAAGAUCUAGAAGAUAUGAAAGGCAUGAAAGAAGUCAUACUGAAGAGCAACCCUCUGAGAUUUUUCAGCAUGGGCAAGCCUUUUCAUUUCAGAGUCAUAACCUACGACAAGAAAGAAUUCAUACUGGAGAGAAACCCUAUGAAGGUGUCCAACAUUUUGAAGCCUUUGCAUAUCACAGUAGUCUCCAAAUACAUAAAACAAGAGUUGAUGGAGAGAAAACCUAUGAGUGUAACCAUUGUGGUAAAGAUUUUGUAUCUUACAGCUAUCUUCAAACCCAUCAAAGAGUACAUACUAGACGGAAAGGUUUUGAAUGUAACCACUGUGGUAAAGCCUUUUCAAAAAACAGUAAUCUCCAAAGACAUAAAAGAACACAUACUGGAGAGAAGCGUUAUGAAUGUAGCCAAUGUGGCAAACACUUCUCAUAUCCAUAUGGUUUGUUAUAUCACAAAAGUUUACACACAGGAGAGAAACCCCAUGUGUGUCAUCAGUGUGGUAAAGCCUUUAUAUCUAAAAGUCAUCUUCAAAUACAUAGAAGAACACAUACUGGAGAGAAACCUUUUGAAUGUAACCAGUGUGGUAAAGCCUUUACCCAAAAUAGUAGUCUUCUAAAACAUAAAAAAAUACAUACUGGAGAGAAACCUUUUCAGUGUAACCAAUGUGGCAAAGCCUUUUCAAGAAACUAUCAUCUCCUAAGACAUAAAAUAAUACAUACUGGAGAGAAACCUUUUGAAUGUAACCAAUGUGGUAAAGCCUUUGCACAAAAUAGUACUCUUAUAACACAUAAAAGAAUACAUACUGGAGAGAAACCUUUUGAAUGUAACCAGUGUGGUAAAGCCUUUGUACAAAACUGUGAGCUCCAAAUACAUAAAAGAAAACAUACUGGAGAGAAACCCUAUGAAUGUCAUGAAUGUGGUAAAACUUUUUCAAGUCCAUCUGGAUUCACAUAUCAUAAAAGAAGACAUAGUUCAUACAGGAGAGAAAUCCUUUCCAUGAGCCCAUGAAUGCAAUCAAUAUGGUUAAUCCUUUUUGUCCUUGUUUUUAAUAACUGCAUUGUAUUCCAUUGUAUAAAUGAAACAUUUUCUUUACUCAUUUGUCUGCUGAGUGUCAUCUGGAUGAUUUCCAGUUUCUGGUAUUAUA